Amphimedon queenslandica is the source of this 2902-nucleotide messenger RNA. Its product is annotated as phosphatidylinositol phosphatase PTPRQ-like. Lineage: Eukaryota; Metazoa; Porifera; Demospongiae; Haplosclerida; Niphatidae. The transcript has 12 exons. Gene Ontology annotation, molecular function: protein binding. The record is from RefSeq and is a predicted model, not a curated record. Bases 76 to 2781 code for a protein of 901 amino acids.
UUUAUUUUAGUUCCCAUUCCAUCUGUUGAUGUGAAUCGAUCAAGAGAGAAUGAUUUCUUAGCCGGCAGUAACCUGAUGCUAACAUGUGAUAUCAGUGUUGAUCCUAAUGUUGAUACACCAUUCACUGUUGAUGUAGCCUGGAACAAGACUGAUCAAAAGAUCAUGAAUAGUGAUAAUUUUAGAAAUCAGAGUGAUCCUAAUUCAAUGAUGCUUGCUGAUACAGAUCGUGUUAAUAUCAGCCCUGUUAUAAUGAGAUCAGGUUUCAAUGAGUAUAGAUCAACACUUAAUUUCACUACAUUGAGCAGUAUUGAGGAUUCAGGAACAUAUACAUGUAUUGUUACUAUAGUACCAGCUCCAGCUUAUGAAUAUGUUCUGACUUCUGAUACUAAUUACAUGAAUGUUAACUUAACUGUUACUGAUCCAACAGUUGGAACUUUUUCUGCCUUCCCUGACUCAUUUCUGGGUCUGGAGACAUCAUGUCCUGAUUCAGACCCAUAUGAUAACUUCACUCUUACCUGUACUGCCACUAAACUAACCAUAGUAAUACCAAACCUGGUAAUAGCAUGGACACAUAAUGGUACAAUAGAAACAGGUACUGUGACUACUACUGAAGAGAGUAUGACUACCACUGUUACUAAUACAUUGAAUUUCACCACCAGUACUGCUUCUGAUUCUGGUACUUAUAGAUGUACUGCUAGUAUUACUAUACCUGAUUCAACUGAUAUUGUUACUAAUAGUGAGGAAAGUACUAUGGUUAUAAGACCUCAGAGCCUACCUAGUGCUGCAACUAAUGUAACAGCUACUCCAGGAACAACUACUGCUGCUAUAUCAUUCAUAAUACCUAACAUUGCCUAUACACCUGAAAACUACAGUGUUAAGUAUACUGGAGCAAUCUUACAAAUAACAGAAUCUUCCAUCAUAAAAAUGAGUUCAAAUAUCAUUGCUGCAACUAAUAAAGAAUUUAUGAUUAUGUUGACUGGCCUUGAAGAUGGCAACACUUAUACAUAUACAGUUGAUUCUACCAAUUGUCUUGGUACCACUAGUACUAUAGAGAUGAGCUUUAGAACACUUUCAUCAAUGCCAGGGGCUCCUCCAAUGAAUUGUGCUAAUAUAACAUUUCUACCAAGUAAUGUCACACUAAACUGGACUGCACCAGCACUAAUAGAUCAAAAUGGAACACCAGUUGGUUAUAGUUUAACAUGUAUGAAUACUAAUGGUGUAUCAGUCAAUGGAUUGAGCCCAACACGAUCUUCAACAAACACAAUGUUCACUAUUACUGAUGUUAUGCCUUUUACUGGUUACACUUGUGAGCUGUCAUUUAUUAAUGUAGUAGGAGAAGGACCCUCUACCCAGUGUACAUUUGAAACAGCACAAGAUAGGCCAAGUGAUAGUCCUCAAAGUUUCACUUCAAUACCUAAUAUAACUGAUGUCACUUUUACAUGGACUAAGCCAGCUACUCCUAAUGGAAUAAUCAUUGAAUAUUUACUGAAUGUCAUCAAUCAAAAUACACUGACAAGAUAUAACUAUACAAUAGUUGUAUCUGUCAAUCAAACUACAGUGAUACAAUUAGUUGAUGGUUUCAGUCCAUAUCAGAAUUACACUGCUAGUGUUAGUGCUAGUACAAUCAUUGGAGCUGGACCAGUGGCUACUACUGCAGGAAGAACACUACCAGACAUUCCUAGUUCACCUCAUCUGGUAGUGUCUCCAGUUGUCAUUAAUAGUUUAACAGUAGCUUAUACUGUACCAGCUCUCAAUGAAACUACUAUCAAUAUAACAUGGAGUCCACCAUCUCAUCCUAAUGGAGAAAUCACUGGAUUUAUUGUUAGAAUAGCUACUGAUGCUAUUACUAGCCCUAAUAAUGUCUCAUUUGUGCCUGGCAAAGCAUCAUAUUCUCUAAUAUUUGGAGGAUUAAAGAUGAAGAUACCUUAUUAUGUUUCAGUUGUAGCAGUCAAUCAAGUUGGUGAAGGAAACUCAGCCACUGCUAUUGUCUUCACUAAAGCUGACAGUAGUGUUACAGUAUCACCAUCAAAUGUACAAGCAAUGAGAAUAGGAGAUACAGUAGUGUUAUCAUGGGAUCCAGUGACACUAGAAGAAGCUAAAGGAUUCUUUGUAUACAGUAUCAGAUUAACUCCUGAUGAUGGUAGCACUAGCAGUACAUUAAGACAAACUAAUACAAGAACUAUAUCAGUAGCUUAUGAUACCACAUCAGUUAAUAUAACUGAUACUGAACCACAGUUAGCUUAUACUGUGAGUAUUAGCGUAUUGCUGUUGAGUGAUGUAGGACUAAUUGAAGGGCCAGCAAUUUACACUUCCCUAACAAUGCCACCUACAAAUAUCAGUAGCACUGAUGAUGGUAGUGUUCCUUUGGUAGCAGUGAUAGCGCCAACUGCAUUAAUAAUGAUUUUCUUUUUGGUGGUGUUACUCAUGUGCAUUGUUAUUAUAGUAUUAUACAGAAAAAAAUCCAAAAAGUUUGACAUAAGUAAAGACAAUGAGCUCAGUGUAGCACCUAAUGCAGGAUAUGGUUUAGUGACAAUUGCUAAUGCUUCUGCAGCACAAAAUAAUGAAGGAAUGUAUGAGAGGAUCGAUGAAUACGUGUAUGAACCAAUAAAUGAUAAAAUAGUGCAGCAAAAGGAAGAGGAUACUCCAAUUGUAGGAGAUAGUGUUGAUAGUAUAGCAAUGGCUAACUGUCCUGCAUAUGCUACCAGUCUUAUUGCUGCUCCAAUUUCUAGUCCCAAUCAAGGAGAGACAAAUGAAGAGCAAGAUGUUGAUGAGUAUAUAUGAAGAUAUGUCUUAAAGUGCUUUAAUUGAUUUAUAAAUUGGACCAAGUGUGAUUUAAAUAAUAAUUAAUAGUGUUGAUGCAGUUUUAAAAUUAUUUUAAAAAGUUUAUGCUAUUGCUCACUCA